AUGAACCAUGGACUUCACCAGGAAGAAAGAGUUGACGUCAGACCUGAACAGGGAGUCAACGCGGAACCUGAACAGAACAGCGAAAACAACAUGGAAGAGGAACCAGAAGUAUACCGUGAGGCUGAACAAGACAUGGAUCAGCCCCAGCUCAACGAUGAUCACCAGGUACGUGAAGUCGUCUGCCUGGGGGAAGACAUCGCAGAGCCACUCCGGCCGGAACACCCAGCCCCCGUGAGACACUCCACCCGGGUGAGAAAGCCUGGCUACAUGUUCACCUACCCCUCUCUGGGUCAACCAGCCUACCAGCGCCGCCCCAGCGUGAAUGCAGUGGAAAUUCAUCCGACGCAGUGGCCCCAGCUACAGUACCCUCAGCACCAUUUCCCUCAGCACUAUCCCCUCCCCUUCCAACCCCCCAUGUCCCCGGCCUUCACACCACAUUCAUUCCCAUACACUACAUAUCCACUCCCAUACACCGCAUACCCAGUACCUUGUUUUUGAACUGAAGUGAGACACUUGAAGUGCCACAGACUAUGCACACGUUAAGGACAUUCGAUGCCUACGUUGGGAGUGCCUUUGUUCUCAUCUUUUCUACAUGAGUGAAGCCGUUUGGUGAACUUUGAACUGUGAGGUUUUCUAUUUUUUUAGGUCAAGUGUCGGGAGCCACUUCUGUUUGUCGGGGAGACUGUGAUACCCUCAUAAAUGAGUGAAGGAACUUUAUUUUGGAAACAGCAAACACUUUAUAAAGUGAUGUAUUAAGCACUUUUUUUUUUUAUUUUUCAUAACUUAUUUUAAUGGUUGAAUGCCAGAAAGUCAUCGGUAUGCAUUACUAUGUAUUUGUUAUGGGGACCGGAACCUUUGGUGAGCGGCCAGUUUCACUGCUGCACGAUAGGGUGAGAGGUAAGCGACUUCCGCCCACCGGCAGUUCAGUGAAUGGAGGAGACACAAGGAGUUCAUACAGCCUCAUUUCAGUACACCUUUACUUUGUUUUACAGGUUGGUUCACUGUGAAAAUACGAUGA
This is a messenger RNA of Xyrichtys novacula (pearly razorfish), 1018 nucleotides long. The record is from the annotation of a GenBank genome assembly. NCBI's taxonomy places the organism in Eukaryota, Metazoa, Chordata, Actinopteri, Labriformes, Labridae.